ACACACACACACACACACACACACACACACACACACAGUGGUCAUGUGACCUGUGUGUGUUGACCAGUUUAAAUGCUGCGGAGUGAUCUACUUCACUGAUUGGCUGGAGAUGACAGAGAUGGAGUGGCCUCCUGACUCCUGCUGCUCCAAUCAGUAUCCAGGCUGCGCUCGCCACGCCCACUACCACGACCUGAGUGACCUCCACCAAGAGGGCUGCGGUCCAAAGAUCUACAGUUUCAUUCGUGGGACAAAGCAGUUGCAGGCAUUGCGUUUCCUGGGUGUGUCCAUUGGCGUAGCUCAGAUCCUGGCGAUGGCGCUCACCCUCACGCUGCUCUGGGCACUUUAUUAUGGACGAACGUCUCCAGGCCUGGACUCCAUGACGCCCCCGAUGGACUCCACCCCUGACACUGUGACGCAUGGAGCCUCAGCUGAAGCUUCAGGCAGCAACAAAACUAACAUGUCCGCUGCCUCCGUGCCGCAGGAACACCAUUUUGAGAUGGAGCGCCUGUCGUAGCCGUGGGGACAAGCAGGAAGUGAAGUCUGAGAUGUGUUAACAUGUGACAUCAUCAGGUGACGAAACAGAAACUGAGGAAAACACGACGUGAGAAAAAAACGUAAAAACCAAUGAGACAUUAAAAAUCAGUGAAAUCAACGAGAGAUUUAGAAACAACAACCUGUCACAUGACGCUCCUCGUGAGUUUGAAAUAAAGAACACGACUAAAAAAGACCAGAGGUGGAACAACCUUUACCAUUAAUGACACCUGCAGCUGUGAACACGCCAGGAACACGUUGUGAACACGCCAGGAAUACGUGAACAUGUCAGGAACACGUUGUGACUAUAUCAGGAACACGUUGUGAACACGUCAGGAAGAUGUAAACAUGUCAGGAACACGUGAACACGCCAGGAACACGUGAACACGUCAGGAACACGAGAACACGUCAGGAACACGUCCGGAACACGUUGUGAGCACGUUGUGAACAAGUCAGGAACACGUGAACACGUCAGGAACACGUGAACACGUCCGGAACACGUUGUGAACACGUCAGGAACACGUGAACACGUCCAGAACACAUUGUGAACACGUCAGGAACACGUGAGCACGUUGUGAACAAGUCAGGAACACCAGCACUGUUCUCCAGACGUUCUCCGGAACCUGAGCGGUUCCUAUGCGAGGAUCCCCAGAACUAUGUUUUAUAUGAGAACAUGUGUGAUUUUGAUGUUUUAUACUUUUGUGUCUGAGUUAUUUUCUCACUGGAAAAUAAAACAAAGUUUGAAG
Molecule: messenger RNA, 1277 nt
Organism: Paralichthys olivaceus (Japanese flounder)
Lineage: Eukaryota; Metazoa; Chordata; Actinopteri; Pleuronectiformes; Paralichthyidae
Source: RefSeq, a predicted model, not a curated record